UCCAUGCAGACGGUGAAUAAGCGACAAGAAUCAGCAUGGCUCCAUCAGUGAGGCCCCUUAUCAAGCCGACCAUCGUCAAGAAGAAGCUGAAGCAUUUCAAGCGUCAUCAGUGCGAUCGCUACCUGAGAGUCCAUCCAAGCUGGCGUCGUCCAAAGGGUAUUGAUAACCGUGUGAGGAGGCGAUUCAAGGGUCAGCUUCGUAUGCCCAACGUCGGUUAUGGAAGCGCCAAGAAGACACGCCAUAUGCUCCCCUCUGGCUUCCGCAAGUUCCUCGUCCACAAUGUUAAGGAACUUGAAGUUCUGAUGAUGAGCAACAGGAAAUUUGCCGCCGAGAUCGCCCACGGUGUCUCCUCUCGCAAGCGCAAGUCCAUCGUGGAGCGAGCCCAACAGCUCGCUAUCAAGGUUACCAACGGCAACGCCAGGCUCCGCAGCGAGGAGAACGAAUGAUCAUGUGACCUCGAGGACAUUUCACAUACAUAGACUAUUAUGGGAUAUCAAUUUGAAUAAUCAACUACUUGUACCCGAAACAUAAUCACAGGACAUCUCGAUGGAUUGAAAGUAACUUGGAAUAUUCUGGUUGGCAGAGGUAUACUGAUGUUGCAACAACUGUUUCUUUUCAUGCUUUGAACGAAACACACAAUAAACCCAACAAAGGAAGAGCCACAUACACAAA
Molecule: messenger RNA, 672 nt
Organism: Lytechinus pictus (painted urchin)
Lineage: Eukaryota; Metazoa; Echinodermata; Echinoidea; Temnopleuroida; Toxopneustidae
Product: large ribosomal subunit protein eL32-like
Exons: 3
Coding region: 36-446 (136 amino acids)
Biological process (GO): translation
Cellular component (GO): cytosolic large ribosomal subunit; ribosome
Molecular function (GO): structural constituent of ribosome
Source: RefSeq, a predicted model, not a curated record